This is a messenger RNA of Saccostrea echinata, 1992 nucleotides long. Its product is annotated as myb-like protein X. The transcript is spliced from 7 exons. NCBI's taxonomy places the organism in Eukaryota, Metazoa, Mollusca, Bivalvia, Ostreida, Ostreidae. The record is from RefSeq and is a predicted model, not a curated record. The coding region runs from base 1 to 1992 and encodes 663 amino acids.
AUGGCGGAACAUUGUUGUGAUAAUUCUUUUCACAGGAGUGUCCCAAAAAAUAUGACAAGUUCUAUCCAGGAGAAAACUGAAAUACUUAAUUUUGGAGAGGAGGCUGUGAAAAGUGUGAAUGAGAAGUUGGCCAUUCUCAAAUUCCACUACAACUGGGCGGAGAUGGUGGAAAAGGUGGAAGAGGAGAAAUUAAAGAAAGAAAAGGAAGAACAUUUGGCCAUUCUGAAUUUAAAAGAUGAGAUGGUCGAAAAGAAGGACGAAAGAAUAAAGGCAAAAGAAAAACAAAGAGCCGAUGUGAAACAGAAGAAUAUGAGACAUAAGAAGAAGAAAUUAAGAUGGGAGAAAGAAGAAGAAAAAUUAAAGAAAGAGAUAUUGAAGAAGCAAGUUGCGAUGUUGAAAAUGGAAGUAGAGAAGAGAUUAAGGACAAAUGGAAAAUGCAGGGAAAAAAGAAGAGAGAAAUCCGAGAUAGAAGGAAGAAAUGAGUUGAAAUCAGGAGGAGAAAAAGAGGACAAGAACAAACUGAAAACAGUUGAAAGUAAGGAGGAGAAAUCCGAGACAGGAGGAAGAAAUGAGCUAAAAUCACGAGGAGAAAAAGAAGACAAAAGCAAACUAAAAACAGUUGAAAGUAAGGAGGAGAAAUCAAAGACAGACAAAGUAGUGAUGAAAUCAGUAGCAAAGGAAAAGAAAGACAAAUUAGAGGCUGAACAAAGGCUGGAAAAGUCAGAGACAGAAAAGGAGGAACCUAAAGCAGAGAAAGAGGAGGAAAAACCAGAGACAGAAAAGAAAAUGGAGACAACAGAGGAGGUGGAGGCAGAAGGAAUGUCAAAAAGAAAAAAGAAAAUAGGCACAUCAGAUGAAAUCAAGCAACGAUACGAUUCAGAUGCAGAAAAGAAGAUAGACAUAUCAGGUCUAGACAAAGAAGAAGAGAAAUCACAUACAGAAAAGAAGAUAGACACAUCAGGUGUACUCAAGAAAGAAGAAAAAGGAGACACAGAAGAGGGGAAAUCAGACACAAAUAAGGAGAUAGAAAUAACAGAAACAGAGAAAGAGAAGAAAUCAGAUGUAGGAAAGAGGAUAGAGCCAUCAGAGGAGGAAGGGAAGGAAAAGUCAUAUAAAGGAAAUAAGAUAGAGCCAUCAGAGGAGGAAUGGAAGGAAAAGUCAGACAAAGGAAAUAAGACAGAGAUGUCAGAGGAGGAAAGGAAGGAAAAGUCAGAUAAAGGAAAUAAGAUAGAGCCAUCAGAGGAGGGAUGGAAGGAAAAGUCAGACAAAGGAAAUAAGAUAGAGAUGUCAGAGGAGGAAAGGAAGGAAAAGCCAGAUAAAGGAAAUAAGAUAGAGCCAUCAGAGGAGGGAUGGAAGGAAAAGUCAGACAAAGGAAAUAAGAUAGAGAUGUCAGAGGAGGAAAGGAAGGAAAAGUCAGAUAAAGGAAAUAAGAUAGAGCCAUCAGAGGAGGAAAGGAAGGAAAAGUCAGAUAAAGGAAAUAAGAUAGAGCCAUCAGAGGAGGGAUGGAAGGAAAAGUCAGAUAAAAGGAAUAUAGAGACUUCAGAAGCUGGAAAACAGGUGGAGAAAGCUGAUGUAGAAAAGAAAAUUGAUACUGCAGAUAAAGAAAAUGAGGGAAAAUCAAACAUAGCAAAGAGGAUACUGAUGUCAGAGGCAGAAAAACAAAAGGAAAAAUCAAACACAAAUAUAGGGAAGGAGGAAAAUUUAGAGGAACAAAAAGAAGAGGAGGAAACAGAGACAACGAAAGAGGAAAUAAUGGAAACAUUGAAGGAAAAAAGAAUGAAAGGAAAGAAGAAGGAGAGAAAUUUUGAUACUGAGGAUGACUUUAAUUACAUUUAUACCCAGGAAAGACAGCCUUUCUGGUACAGAUUCCUCUGUGGAACAUCAUAUGCAUGUUUAACUAAGAAGAAAAAUCAGAAGAAAAAGACAGAAAUAAAGAACAAAACAGAGAGAACUGGAUUUCUGGAGAGAAUGAGGAAACUUUUUAGGAAUUAA